CGCGUCACGCGAGGCCUAUCACUGCGAGAACUGCAGACACGACACUUGGCCCCGCCAUUGUUACAGGACACACUGUGACGAUACAACCCAGAUUCUUCUCACAGCUUAUAGCGAUUUUAAACGCUCUCGUAAUUCACAUAUAAGUCAUCAUGGCAGGACAACGUGAACCAAAUGACCCGACAACAUCGCAAAAACAUGAAAACUUUGGGACUAACUCGAUGAAAGGAAAAUUAGUAACGGCUUUGCCUGGAAUCGGUGAUACGUAUGGAGCAAAUCUGAAGAAGAACGGAUAUGAAAUGGCGUCUCAGGUGCUUGGACAAUUUCUUGUUCUUAAGACAAAUGAAGAGGAUUUCGCGCUAUGGUUGUACAAGACAGCUAAGGUAGAUGAGCACAACGCCAAGAAGUGCUACAAGGCUCUGAAAGAAUGGUACGACAGAUUCGGCUAAGCUAUGGCUGAUGUACACUACUGCCUAGAAGUUCAUUCCCCUUACAUGCAUGGGCAACGCGUUACGCACACCGUGUGCACCCUGUUGGUCACUUGUAAAUUGUUCAUUGUUAAUUGUUCAUUGUUCUUGUAAAUAAAAUUGUGAUUAGUCUCCUGUGACUCCGGCUCUUUGCUGACUUAUUCCCCAAGAAAUCCAGCACGCCAUUUGGACGGUUUUGUUCACCCAUAACAGUCCAUGAUAGUAGAAACAAGAAGAUAACUUUUUGAUUUCCUGACGAAAAAUGUUAUGUUACAUUUUAUUAUAUGUACUUGCUGAUUUCUCAUUUUUAAAUGUGAUUUUGUUGGAAAAUAUGAGUACUGUUGUGGCUUCUACAUGAUGGUAUGCGCUGGUGUGAUAAGAGAAUACAUGAUCCUGUUAAAUGUUAUUGCUAUUCAAAUGCUAUUUGUGCUUUGACUUUAAAUGUCUGUACUACGACUAUCAGUGUUCAUGUUUGUGAGGUUUGGUGGAGCAUUGUUUUGUACUUCUCCCUUUAAUGUACUUGGAAUGAAUAGAAAGAUUUCUCUUUUUUUAAUGACACUAUACCUGUAUUUGUUUAACCUAAUAUUUCUGACUCAUCUGUUCGACACGGCUCGUGAUAAAUAAAGGUCAUUCCACUCUGA
Molecule: messenger RNA, 1105 nt
Organism: Haliotis rufescens (red abalone)
Lineage: Eukaryota; Metazoa; Mollusca; Gastropoda; Lepetellida; Haliotidae
Product: barrier-to-autointegration factor B-like
Exons: 3
Coding region: 150-446 (98 amino acids)
Molecular function (GO): DNA binding
Source: RefSeq, a predicted model, not a curated record